CAAAAAAAUGUCUGAAAAGCACAGUCUUCUGCAAGUGACUCCAAAUCGUGAACUCGUGUUCACUGGCCCAUUCAGUGAUGUUGUCACAUCACACAUGACUCUCAAGAACACAUCAACCAAUCCAGUGUGCUUCAAAGUGAAAACAACGGCUCCAAAGCAAUAUUGUGUUCGUCCAAAUUCUGGCCUCCUGAAAUCUGGUGACUCGAAACAAAUCACAGUAAUGCUUCAACCUCUGGAAGGAAUUCCAUCUGAUGCAGGACGACAUAAGUUUAUGGUUCAAUCGUGUGUGGCGCCUUCGGAAGAUCUGCCAGAUUUGGAAUCGGUCUGGAAAAUAAUCGAUCCAGCGGAGCUGACCUACAGCAAGCUUAUGGUCACCUUCGUUGACAAGAGAGAUCCAGCGUCUGGAGAUGAUACAAAAACCUUUGCGGUUAGGAACGAGGAUAGUUUUGCUUCUUCUGGACAGGCACAAGAGCUCGGAAGUUCGUACUCUGGAACACCAUCGCAUGAUGGAACCGUUAACUCCCUUCGCAAAUCGUUGAAAUCGACAGUUGACGAGAAAGAAGAAUUGCAAAAGAAAGUACAUGGAUUGGAACAAGAAAUCGAAGUCAUGCUCAAGAAGAACCGCAAGCUUCAACAAUCGCAUUCUGAUGGAGCUCUUGUCGACGGUGCAUACCCAACAUUGCAAAUUUUCCUUAUUGCGGUUGCCGCUUUGCUCAUCGGGCUUAUUGUUGGCCGUCUUUUCUAAAUUCUGAAUCAAUUCUUCCUUCAUUUUCACUUUUAAGUAACUAGUGGUACUAUCAUUCACGUGCUUUUUUGCUGCCACAAACAUUAAAACACACAAGCAUUGCUCCAUUCGGAUUUUCAUCAAAUUUAACCUUCAAAUCCUAAAUUUUCUAACUUUUUCUCUGCCAAGGGCGAAAUUCUGAAUAUUUCAAAAAUCAAAAUGUUAUUUUCUGCAAUGUAAAUUGACAUAUUUAACUUUUCGGUUUUUUGAAAUUUUGAAUACUUGCCUCUUUAGUGAACGCAGCGCGCAAAAAUUUCAAACUUUUUCUCAAACUACUUUCACUUCUUUCCUUUGUUUAUUCGUUUUCCGUUUUUCCCGGCGUCUUCUAGACCAUCAUAGAUCCGUCUAGUGACUGCCUAUCAUCAUACCCGGUAGCCAUUAUCAAGAAUUUUAUUUAUUUAUUUUCCAUUCUAUGGUUCCCCGUUCCCCCAACCUUUUCUCAUUUAUUUUAUGUGUACAACCAUUGAUUGAUAUAGGACUCCAUGGAUUUUAAGAAAGCCCCAUGCUCUUUGAAACAACCAAUUUAAGUCACAUGAUUUGUAUAUGGUACAAUAAAAUUUGAUGUUUAUG
This is a messenger RNA of Caenorhabditis elegans, 1354 nucleotides long. It is a transcript of the gene vpr-1, whose product is annotated as Major sperm protein. The coding region runs from base 8 to 745 and encodes 245 amino acids. The record is from RefSeq and is marked reviewed. Gene Ontology annotation, cellular component: endoplasmic reticulum membrane; membrane. The transcript is spliced from 4 exons. Lineage: Eukaryota; Metazoa; Nematoda; Chromadorea; Rhabditida; Rhabditidae.